UUAUAUAUUUUUGGCAUAUCACAGCACGCAAAACAACAGUGUUUAAAGAGAAGAAGAUACAAUUCAAUACAGAAUGAACUGACACUCUUCCGUACACUUCCAACUUCCCCACCCCUACCGCCCCUUUCAACCACCACCACCACCGCAGCCGCCGCCGUUUCCCCUCAUCCUUCCGCCUAAUUCCCAAAAUUUAUUAUUCCUAAACUCUCUGUUUCAAUUUUCAUUACUCUCAUUAUUACAGCAGCAUCCAAAUCAAAAAAAAAAACCCAAUUAAUCUCAUUCGCAUCGUUGAUUUCUUUCAAAAAUCUUACAAAUUUCAUAUUCGAAUCUAUUAUAUUAUUAUUUGUACGAUUUGGGUUUGCUUCAAUUUCGAGACUGCCUCUCGCUAACAGGGGCUUUUGACAUCUGUUUCGUGUAUGUAUACUGUAGUCACCUAGCUCUUCUGCUGGAGAAAGCCAUAUAUAUGAGACAGCCUUUGCUAUUGGCCAAAAGUUUGAGUAUUUAAGCAUACAUUGGUGUCAAUUAGCACAGCUCCAUUGUCUGGCUGCCGAACAUAUACAUUUAGUGACUUCAUUUUUGCAAGAGAUAGCUCUGCUCUACCCAAUUUUGCAGAUUCUUGUAAUGUACUUGCUAAAUUCCGUGUGUUGACACCUGUGGAGGUGCUUCACUGUUCAUAUGUGCUGGACCAGUUCUUCAUUGCUUUCAUGUAUUUAUUAACAAAUAGCUUCUGCCGAAAUGGUGUUCCAUAGAGUAGUGGAUUUUAUUUCUGCCGCAACAAGCCGUUUGCCAACUUCGAAGGCUUCUUCUGCUCAGUAUAUAUCAACUGGAUCAUCUCCGCCUCCAGGAGAUAUCAUUGGUUAUGAAUUUAAUAAUGCUUCUGGUCAGAAGAAUAAUUUGAGACUUUCUUCAUCUCUUCAAGAUUUCUCAUCAUAUCGAAGACUUGAUCUUGAAGGAGGUGAUUAUAAUGUGGGAAGUGAUAGGAAGCCACCUCUUUUGCAGAGAGAAAAAGCUGGAGCAAGUUUCUCAAAGGAGAAAGCAUUGCCUGCUGGAACCCCAUUCUUUCAGAGGAAGUGGGUGCGGUUUGUCAUGAUUAUCUUAUGCUUGCUACUGCUUGCUUUUCUAAUUUAUUUUACUACAACAUUUGUUAGUUCAUAUUUGUCUCAAGGAGUUCCCAAGUUCUAUGUUGUUCUUGAUUGUGGAAGUACUGGAACUCGAAUUUAUGUAUAUCGAGCAUCAAUUGAGCAAAAUAAAGAUGGUAAUAUCCCCAUUGCUCUUAAAUCAUUUACUGAGGGUAUUUCAAGAAAGUCAAGUGGACAUGCAUAUGACAGAAUGGAAACUGAGCCUGGGCUACACACAUUGGUUCGGAAUAUAUCUGGCUUAAAGUCUGCUAUAAAUCCACUGAUUAGGUGGGCUGAGGGACAAAUACCUGGGCAUGCACAUAAGACUACCUCUCUAUUUCUUUAUGCUACAGCUGGGGUUCGCAGGCUGCCAGCUGCUGAUUCAAAAUGGCUUCUAAACCAUGCAUAUUCCAUACUGAAGAAUUCACCUUUUUUUUGCCAGAGAGGAUGGGUCAAGGUUAUCAGUGGAAUGGAUGAAGCGUACUAUGGAUGGAUAGCGCUUAACUAUCAAAAACGUGUGUUAGGAAAUAGUCCUAAAAAGACAACAUUUGGUGCCCUUGAUAUGGGUGGUUCAUCAUUGCAAGUAACAUUUGAGAGCAAGAAACAUGGGCAUAAUGAGACUGAUUUAGACCUUAGAAUUGGAUCUGCCCGUCAUCACCUCACUGCGUAUUCUCUUGCAGGCUAUGGCUUAAAUGAUGCAUUUGACAAGUCGGUGGUUCAAAUUUUGAAAAAACUUCCUGAUAAAGAUUUAGUAAAGGGUGGGAAAGUAGAAAUUAAGCACCCUUGUUUGCAGUCUGGCUACAAGGAGAAAUACAUCUGUUCUCAGUGUGUAUCUAAUGGACAAGGUUCAAAUUCUAUAAAAGUAGGAAAGAAUUUUGGUAAGGGACUCAAGUCGGGAGUCCCUGUGCAGCUCAUAGGUGCUCCAAAUUGGGAAGAAUGCAGUGCACUUGCUAAAGUUGCCAUUAAUUUUUCUGAAUGGUCUAAUCAUAGUGCGCCACUUGAUUGCGACGUGCAACCUUGUGCUCUAGCUGAGAAUAUUCCGCGCCCUUAUGGCCAGUUCUAUGCCAUGUCUGGAUUUUUUGUUGUUUAUCGAUUCUUUAAUCUGACUCCAGAAGCUACACUUGAUGAUGUCCUUGAGAAGGGGCAAGAAUUCUGCGAACAGACAUGGGAAGUUGCAAAAAUCAGUGUUCCUCCUCAGCCUUUUAUUGAACAAUACUGCUUUCGGGCACCAUACAUAGUGUUAUUGUUGCGAGAGGGUUUACACAUCAGAGACGACCAAAUUCGUAUUGGCUCUGGAGGUAUUACUUGGACUCUUGGGGUCGCUCUCUUUGAAGCUGGGAAGGCUUUUUCACCAAGAUUGAGGCUUCCUAGUUAUGAAAUACUUCAAAUGAAUAUUCAUCCCACAGUUUUUAUUAUUGUUCUGGUUACUUCACUGAUUCUACUUAUUUGUGCCUUAUCAUGUGCUGGAAAUUGUGUGCCAAGAUUUUGUCGUAGACCAUAUCUUCCACUUUUCAGGCAUAACAGUGCUUCUGCUGCAUCAGUACUAAGUCUCCCUUCUCCUUUCCGGUUCCAACGUUGGAGCCCUAUAAAUUCUGGGGAUGGAAGAGUCAAGAUGCCACUGAGUCCAAUUGCUAGUGUCCAACAAGGACCAUUUGGCUUGGCACAUGAUCUAAACAGCGGUGGCAUCCAGCUCAUGGAAUCUUCUUUAUACUCAUCAACGGGUGGCGUAUCCCAUAGUUAUUCCUCCAGUAACUUAGGACAGAUGAUGGAAAGUAAUAGCAUGGGUUCGUUCUGGUCACCUCACAGAAGUCAGAUGCGUCUUCAAAGCAGGAGAUCACAAUCUCGGGAAGAUCUUACUUCUUCUGUAGCUGAGGCACACAUGACAAAGGUUUAGGGAAUAACUUUCUUGUAAGUUAUUGUAUGGUUGCUUCUUUCUUUUCAGACGCACAUCUUUUGCACAGAAAAGGCUGCGAUAUCGUUUUGGGAAAAAUGGGGGUGGGUUGGGGAGAGUUGAGGGGUGGGAUCCGGGGAGGACUGAUAUUGGUUAGAAAUCUUUUACCAGUCCUUUUAUUUAACUAGGCAAUUUUUAAGUAGGAUGCUCUUUUGGGGGAGAAUUGAAUUACUUAAUGCUCAAUUUUUUCGUAGAAUUUUCAAAGAUGAGAAUACUUGUAUAGGGGAGGUCAGAUUUAUCGGUUUUUAAUUCACAUCAGCAUAAUGAUUUGUAUACUGCAUGAUAAGCAACUUUAUCAGCAUUAGUGAUUGAUUCACUUAUGUGCAAUUUUGGUUUUUGGGUCUCA
Mercurialis annua (annual mercury) is the source of this 3415-nucleotide messenger RNA. Its product is annotated as probable apyrase 7. Bases 736 to 3012 code for a protein of 758 amino acids. The record is from RefSeq and is a predicted model, not a curated record. Gene Ontology annotation, cellular component: membrane. Lineage: Eukaryota; Viridiplantae; Streptophyta; Magnoliopsida; Malpighiales; Euphorbiaceae. Gene Ontology annotation, biological process: nucleoside diphosphate catabolic process. Gene Ontology annotation, molecular function: nucleoside diphosphate phosphatase activity. The transcript has 3 exons.